GGCAGUGGUACGCUCCGCCGGCGGGGCCGUGUUCCCGCCUUCGGGGGAGCGCGCGGGCUCCUUCAGGUGCCUCUGAGGGCACGGGGGGGUUGUGGGGAUCCGGGAAACGAUGGGAAUGUUUGAAACGCCUCUUACUGAAUAGUAACUACACUUAGUUGAGAAAAAAAUGAAUCACAGUGAUGAAGAAACUAUGAAAAAGAACAGUGUGGUGAACCUUGAUAAACUUUUAGAUGACUUCUCAGAGAUAGAAAAGAAAAUAUCAGAAAUUAACGAAGCAAAUAACCUACUGAUUCAUCAGCUGGAAAAAUGUAACAGGUUGCUAACAUUAAGCCAAUCAAAGGAGGAAUCAGUAAAAGAAGAAUGCACUACUCUACAGAAUGUGAUAAGUGGUCUAACACAAACCAUUGAAAACCAGUGUAAUGUCAAAGAUGAAAAUGAUAGACUGAAGGAUACCAUUCACACCUUGGAAGAUAAAUUAAAGGCUUCUGAAGAGGAAUAUAAAGAUCAGAUUGAGAAACUCAUGACAGAAAUUAAAAACAAAGAGGACGACCAUAAAUUAGAAAUAACACAGUUGAAUUGCGAUAUAAGGAAAAAAUUUGAAGUAAAAGAAAUGGAGUAUAGAGAAGAGAGAGAGAAAAAAGAACUGGAAAUACUAGAGCUAACGAGACAGCUGAAAAUUCAAAAUGAAGAGAAGCAAAAUGAAAUAAUUAAACUGCAGAUAGAGUUCAAUGCUAAAUUAGCAAGAGCUCAGGAUAAAACCACCAAGUCAUUUUCAGAUGCUUCUGUCUUGCCACAAAGUAUCUAUCGAAGGAAGCUGCAGCAUCUCCAGGAGGAGAAAAACAAGGAAAUUGAAUUUCUCCGAAACACCAUAAGAGACUUAGAACAACGUCUUCAUAAAGGCCCAGACUUGCACUUAAAACGGAAGCGAUUUUGAGUAAAUGACAUGAAGUAUUUCAGUAGUGCAUACAAUGCAAAAUACAGAUAGUGUAUUUCAAACUGUGUAUCUCAAAGUCAAAACAAUAUGUGAAGAUAGUAUUUUUUUAUUGAAAACACUCUUGUCAAAUAUUCCAAAGGCAUGCACUCUGUGUAUAUGCAGGGCUACACUCUUGCUAAUCAGCAUUCACAAUAAAAAGACUCAGGUUUUGUAGGAGUAAUAAUUUCCCUAUCAAACCAUCAUUAAUUAUGGUGUAUGCUUUCAUAGCAGUUUUCCUUUCAUAAAUAUUUUCUUCAUCCAGAAAUCCUUCAAACAACUGGUUUUACUUCCAUUCAGUUAAUCCAACAUUAGAAAUGCUAAGCUACAGACAGAGAAAUUAUACAAGUUUCAGUGGUAUGUUAUCUUACUAAUUGAUACAGAUUUAUCAAAUUCAGCACAGUUAUAAACAAAGAUAAACAUUAUACUAAGAUUAAACUCAUUUUAUCCCUCCCUCUUAUUGAUUCUGACACUGAUUCUGCAUGAAGAGCUGUUAACACUGCUUCUCUCUUUAGGCAUGAUCUUACUGAUUUAGUAGGAUUAUGUAUUAAUGGACCCUUUUAUUGUAUCUAAGCCAAAAAAGUUAAGCAUAUAAAUCUGUUACUUUAAAAUAAUUCAGUUACUGUUUGUAUAUUACAUUUUCAACAAAAAGUUAUUUUGUCACAUUGCUUAGGAGUAAGUUUUUUGUGUACAUAGUUUGUAUCCCCAGGUUAGGAAAAAAACUAACUGAACUUUUGAAUAAAAAGUGAUUAAACUAUC
Lepidothrix coronata (blue-crowned manakin) is the source of this 1729-nucleotide messenger RNA. RefSeq names its product coiled-coil domain containing 152 (gene CCDC152). The record is from RefSeq and is a predicted model, not a curated record. Bases 167 to 934 code for a protein of 255 amino acids. The transcript is spliced from 9 exons. Lineage: Eukaryota; Metazoa; Chordata; Aves; Passeriformes; Pipridae.